AAAGGCAGUAAAUCUGAUGCAGUGCCUUAGAUAUAUUUUGCAUCAUCAUCCCAGAGAUGAAGCUGUUACAAACAUAUCACGCAUUCCUUCCACAAUAAAUAGCUGUAUUUUAUCCCCCCAGGUAAAAAAAAGACAAUUACCUUAACCAAAUUAGAGACAUGGAGGAGGAAUCAGUAUCAGAGACUCCCUCAGACAUUGAGCAAGCAAAAAUGCCUGUUGCAAGAGAUGCCACUACACAAGACACACUGAGAAGUGCAGGCAGCAUAAGCAGCCAAGAGGCUGUGGAUUUAUCCUUUGAUGAGACAAUGGACUUAAGUGGGUAUCAUGGUGAGACUUACACAAACUACAAAAGGGAAGGAGGCUAUUCAUUGUAUUUCAGACUGGAGAUCCUUUACUGGCUGAUUUGCAUGCUUGUUGGAAUUAUAAUUGGACUUUUGGUAUUUGCUGUAGACAUAAUUUCAAGGACCUUUGGUCACUUCAAGUAUGCCUUGAUGUCAAGAAUUGUUCAAGAUUGCAACAAUGACAUCACCAGCUGCUUCCAAGUGAUGCUGUUCAUCACCCUGGGGAUAAACAUUGUGGCAACCAUGAUUUCUGCCAUCAUUGCAGCCUUUGAAGGGGCCAGGACCUACUCAGGAAGUGGACUAACCUUAACUGCUACCUACUUGAAUGGGAUUUUCCUCCCAAGAGCAUUGUGUGUGAGAACAGGGUUUGCAAUGGCUAUUGGGAUCAUGUUCUCUCUUCUGGGAGGAAUGCCAACAGGAAGGGAAGCUCCCAUGGUAUAUCUUUCUGCAAUUCUCAUGACCAGUAUUGCAUCAGGAGCCUUCUUCUCCAGACUGAGUGACAAGAACUUCCUGUGGCACUUUGGAGCAGUGGACAGGGAUCAAAAGGACUUGGUGUCCAUUGGGGCUGCAGCAGGAUUUGCUGCCACAUUGGGGACUCCAUUUGGGGGAGUCAUCUAUGUAUUAGAAGAAGGAGCAUCCUUCUGGAAGCAGUCUUUGGCAGCAAAGGCCACCAUGACAGCUUUCUUGGCCUUUUUUGUGGCCAGCCAGCUGACACAAUUGACUUACCUGGCACCAUACAAUCAUGACAUCUUUGGGUCAUUGCUGGAACCUGGGCUGGGAAUGGAUCUUGGGAUUGCCUUGUUGGAUGUUCCUGUUGCCAUUUUGAUGGGGACACUUGGAGGAGCUCUUGGUGCUCUUUUCAAUUGCAUGACCAUGCAGUUGAGGAAGUUCAGAACAGGGUAUGUGGCCUCAAUCAAGAAGAAGUUGGUGGAGUCUUUUGUGAUUGCUCUGGGAGUUACUGGGAUCAUGUUUGCCAACAUUCUGACCAGUAGUGUUUGUGCAGAGGACAAGAGGGUCAGUAGGAAUCUUUUUGACCGCAGGGAUUCCUUCCAGGCAGUUUUCAACCAUAACCCUGUUAGGGUUCUCCUUGGACCCAAAUUGCCAAUCUUGGGCAUGGCAGCUUUCUCAUCAGGAGUCCUUAGGAGGCCAGUUGCCCUUACCAUCAUGAUUGCUGAGCUCAUCAACAAUUUCUACUUUGUUCCCAUAUUGCUGCUGACCACCAUUUCUGCCAUGAUGAUUGGCAACCUCUUC
Notodromas monacha is the source of this 1592-nucleotide messenger RNA. Lineage: Eukaryota; Metazoa; Arthropoda; Ostracoda; Podocopida; Cyprididae. The record is from the annotation of a GenBank genome assembly.